AUGUUGGAGCGUACGGUGGGAUGUCUCGAAACGAGCAGCAUACGACGCAUUCUGCCACCGUCUAGAAAAGCUGUUAAAAGCCGUCGUACUUUGCAUUCCGCCUUCUGGAACCACGCAGCCUGUGCUUUAGAGCUUCCUCCGUUAUGGGCAGCAAUUCUGUCAGACGCAGAUGCGCGACAGGAAGAGACAAACGUGGAACAGAAAGUUUCCGGUUCAAAUGGAGGUAUUUUGCUGGACUUUCUUUACCCGGCUGGAACCCUGAAUUAUCUUCGAAACAACUCGAGCUGGGGUCUGGAAAGAGAAGGGCGGGUUGGAAGAUCCGGGUUCUCCAAGCUGGGACAGCGAUUGUAUUCAUCUUCUGCCGUGGAUAUACCACCUACUGGAAGUUCAAUAUUGAAGCCCGAUGACAGCAAAAGUCAUGGGACCCAGAUAUCGGAGCCGACCAUGGAGUAUCUCCGCAAGAGAAUGGGGUUGUUGAGGGAAAACGAUUACGAUGAGGCGUGGCGACAGUAUAGACUGAUGGAGACUGAUGAGCAGAAACUACUGCGGAAACGGCUCAUUGUGUACUAUUCCACCUCGAAACGGAUCAUUGACGCAGAAAGGUCACUGGAUUUGUUUCAUGCCUUGGCAGUUGAAGAAAGAGAUGCCAUGGCAUUCCAAAAUGCCAUACGAUCAUGUCUACGGCUGCGAAAUCUACAGGAUGCGUUCCAAAUGAUUAAAAGCGCCACGGAAAAUCUCAGUAUCCCUAUUGGCUCUGACCAGAUUUUCUCUCACCUCGUAGCAGCCGGCUCAUGGACUCGUGCGUGUACAGUAUGGUGGGACGUGAAACAGUGGGAAUUGACACAUCCAGGCACCACUUACAACCUGUAUGCGGUUGUGGAAAGACAUACCACCUUUGAUGAUCUAGCUUCCAAUGUGAUCAAAUAUCUAAAUGAGAGGUACGACCAAUUGACCCUGGCUACCAGCGACAAGCGACCGGCCUUGCUGGACUUCGCCACAGACCUUGCGAAGAAAGCAUUUAAUGUGAGAGAGAAUUUCCGUCCAGCGAAAUUUUCUAUCAUAUUCGAUCAUGUUCGUCGAUGGAGCGUGGUUCUACCAGUGGAAUACGAGCAAAUUCUCCGAGGACUUACUUCCUUGGGUCAUAAAUCGUUAGUUGUUUCCCUUUAUAGGAGGCUACGAGAAAGCGGGGAAUUUCCAUUUACCAGAGCUACUCUUAUUUCCCUGCUCAAAAUCUUUUGCGAUGGCCACAGCACCACAGGAAUUGAACAGGUUAUGGAGGAUUUCUGGAAUCACCACGGCAGUCCAUCGGGGAAUGUAUAUAGAUACUCCAUGAGAGUGUAUGUUGCAAAUGGAGAUGCCGAAAAGGUUCAUUAUCUCUUCCAGCAAUCAGAAAGGAAUAGACAACGCACCAAACAACGGCCUCACAAAGAUCCCAAUUUCCUAACGCCACUACUUCAGGUCCACUCCAAGAGGGGCGAAAUAUCAGAAGUGAUCAAGACGUUCGAUUCGAUUUCGGAGAGAUUUGGGUUGCAGCCAAAUAUUUUAUGUUGGAACAUUCUCAUUGCUACAUACGGGCGACUCCAAGAUUUCGACGGAGCUUUAGCUUGUUACCAGCAGCUUCUCGCGAUACCAGACCUAAAGCCCGAUUGUUACACGAUCGGUACACUUAUGGGCAUGGCAACAAGACGGGGUGAUGUUGAAACACUUCUGUCACUGUGGCGUACUGCAGGCGAGUUGAAGAUAGAGAGAAGCACUGCCAUGGUGGACAUGCUAGUCUGGACCUAUAUACAUGAGGACAAAUUAGCAGCCGCGGAAAAGAUAUGCGAAGAUGCCGUGAACAUGGAUCUCAAAGGCACUCGAACUAGGAUGUGGAACUAUCUCAUCGUUGGGUUUGCUCAGCGACGUGAUCUAAUAAACACCAACCGCAUUCUCCAGCGGAUGACGAAGUUGCAGAUACCGCAAGACGAAUUUACCUAUGCCGCGCUGAUGCAAUCUCUGGCUAUGAAUAAGCAACCUGAUCAAGCCUAUGCGAUAAUUCAGAAAGUCCUGCCCAGAGCAGGGCUGAGAGCCAGUCUCUAUCACUAUGCUAUUGUGAUGGGAGGGUAUCUUGCAACCAACAACAUUCCUAGAGUAUUCCGAAUACAUCAGCAUCUUGUCCGAAGGCUGGGACACAACUCCAAAGCGGCGAGUGUGAAUGCUUUACUGCUUAGAGCAGAAGCAAGAACCGACGAAUGGCUAUUGGAACAAGGAACAGAAUCGGAGAAAUUCCAGCGCUCAAUGGAGAUGUUUCUAAGCAUCACUUUCAAUCCAGCAGAUAUGGCCCGUACUCCGGUUACGAAGGGCAUAUACUCACUACCUCUCGAUAUAGCAUAUCCCGCUUCUAUUCAUAGUUUUGUUAUGAUGAAUCUUGCAAAGCAUUCCGAAACCAAAUCAGUCACAGAGGUCUACGAGCGGUACAUGAGUGCUAUCCCAGAAAGCCGCCGACAAGAAAUUCCCCCAAAUAUGAUUCUAUCAGCUCUAAUGCUGUCAAAAUUUCGCGAUCGUGAUCAAGAUGGUGUUUUCGAAUGUUGGGAUAUGAUUCUCGCUAAUGCGAGAGCUUUGAAGAAGAGCGUUGUAAUUCAACACCCGGAUGAAUCACGCGCUUCCGAGAAGCUCCAAGUCCUCUAUCAGGAUCAGCUUGUCCUGUCAAAAUCUCUGUCGUGGUAUCUAAGGGCACUAGCAUGGAACAGUAUGGGUGAUUGUACCAAAGUCACUGCCACUGUUGAGGGGCUUCUGGAGGAGGGGUUUGUCCUCGACAACCACAAUUGGAACAAAUAUGUACAAAUAUUACUCAGCAGUUCCAAGGUCAAAGGAGCAUUCCAAGUCUGUGAAGAAAGACUCAUGCCUGGAUUUACAGGUUGGUCUAUGGUACGACGACAUAUGCCUGUACGAAACAGGUUGCCCAAAGCAAUUCGCGAUUUGAGGAAGACUAGUCGGCAUUUACGACCAAUGAUAAACACCCAACUCGCUCUUGCAAGAGCUUACAUCUCUUUCAGGGAGUCUGCUAUGGAAUCUGCGGCUUAUCAGUUCUGGUUGGAGGACUUAGAGAGGUUAUAUCCUCAAACUUGUCAAAUGAUCAAGACCAUGAGGCGGAAGGAGGACCCGAUGGAACUCAUGAUGUUGAGAGACGUGUAG
Hymenoscyphus albidus is the source of this 3174-nucleotide messenger RNA. Lineage: Eukaryota; Fungi; Ascomycota; Leotiomycetes; Helotiales; Helotiaceae. The record is from the annotation of a GenBank genome assembly.